AUGGGUGAAUUGACAUAUAGUGAGAAGGUACGCGCGUGGUUCCGCAAUUCAAAGUCAUAUCUGCUAAUAAUAAGCUUGCAGUUUGGCUCGGCUGGCAUGUACCUUAUCACCAUGGAUGCCCUCAAUAAGGGCAUGAGUCAUUAUGUGUUUGUUGUUUACCGUAAUGUCAUCGCCACCGUAACUCUUGCUCCCUUUGCAUUUUUUCUUGAAAGGAAAGUUAGGCCCAGGAUGACAGCUCGGAUAUUUUCAGAGAUUAUGGCAGUGGCUUUUGUCGAGAUAAUACUUGAUCAAUGCUUCACCUUUUUGGGGAUGAAGUUAACGUCAGCAUCUUUUGCAUCUGCCGUGAUGAACUCCGUACCCUCCAUUACCUUUGUACUGGCAAUCAUUUUUCGAUUGGAGCGCAUAAACAUGAAGGAGCUAGGAUGUCAAGCCAAAGUGAUUGGCACUGUGGUAACUCUUGGAGGCGCUUUUCUAAUGGCACUUUACAAAGGUCCCGUAGUUAACGUUGCAGGGUCAUCAUCAGCCAGUAAUGUUGGCCAGCCUGAGAAUGUGAACGACCCUAGUGGGGAUCACUGGAUCAUUGGUGCAUGUUUCCUCCUAAUAGGCUGUGCAGGCUUCUCUGCUUUCUACAUAUUGCAAGCCAUAACAUUGAGAAAAUACCCAGCAGAGAUGUCCCUAGCCACCUGGAUUUGCUUUGUAGGUGCCCUCCAAAGCACUGCAGUAACUAUUUUCAUGGAGCGCAAUAACCCUCAUGCCUGGUCUCUAGGCUUGGAUUCUAGGCUUUUUGCUUCUGCAUACUCGGGAAUAGUAACAUCAGCAAUCCAAUUUUACGUGCAAGGCACGGUUAUAAAAACUACGGGCCCAGUGUUUGUGACUGCUUUUAAUCCCCUGCGUAUGAUCAUAGUCACAGCCUUUGCUUGCUUCAUCCUCUCAGAGAAACUCCACCUUGGAAGCAUUAUUGGAGGAGUAGUCGUGGUUAUGGGACUAUAUCUAGUUGUGUGGGGCAAAUCUAAAGAACACAAAAGUAUGAUGCCACCAUCCCCUGAAAAGGAGAUCACCCUGCAAGGCCAACAGCAGCUACCAGUUACUGUCCCCACAAUUAAUAACAACAAUAAUGAAGCUCAGUUAGUCAUAAUCGGAGAUAAAAUCAGCGAUGUGGAAGCCACAAGAUCGAGUACAGAGAAGCAAUGA
Molecule: messenger RNA, 1191 nt
Organism: Gastrolobium bilobum
Lineage: Eukaryota; Viridiplantae; Streptophyta; Magnoliopsida; Fabales; Fabaceae
Product: WAT1-related protein At4g08290-like
Exons: 7
Coding region: 1-1191 (396 amino acids)
Cellular component (GO): plasma membrane
Molecular function (GO): transmembrane transporter activity
Source: RefSeq, a predicted model, not a curated record